GGCCAAAAGCACAAACCGUUUGCUUGCGUUGGCUUUCUUUUUCUCCCUCCAUAGUCAAAGUGGGAAGACGAGAGAAGCGAGAGCAGAGUGGGGGUGAUCUUUUGGCGCCCUUUCCUUUAACUUUCGCCCAUUUUCGCCUUCUAAGAUUCUCGUACCUUUAUCUUUCUUCUCUCAUACGCUGGUCACCACCGUGCCACGACUUGUUCUGUUCAAUGGCGUCCGGGGAACAGCUAUCUGCAAUUAAGGAUGCGAAAGUGCUUAUGGUUGGUGCUGGUGGUAUCGGCUGCGAGCUUCUCAAAACCCUAGCUUUAUCAGGCUUUCAAGACAUUCACAUCAUUGACAUGGACACAAUAGAAGUGAGCAACCUUAAUAGGCAAUUCUUAUUUCGUCAAUCACAUGUUGGCCAAUCCAAGGCAAAAGUUGCUCGUGAAGCUGUCCUAAGAUUUAGGCCUCAGAUUAGCAUUACACCUUACCAUGCUAAUGUCAAAGAUCCUGACUUUAAUGUUGACUUCUUCAAGCAAUUCAAUGUCAUUUUAAAUGGGCUUGACAACUUGGAUGCUAGGCGACAUGUGAAUCGCCUCUGUUUGGCAGCUGGUGUUCCCUUGGUGGAAAGUGGUACUACUGGCUUCUUAGGACAGGUCACUGUUCACAUCAAGGGUCAGACUGAAUGCUAUGAAUGUCAGCCAAAACCAGCACCAAAGACUUAUCCUGUGUGUACUAUCACAAGUACUCCAUCUAAGUUUGUCCACUGUAUUGUAUGGGCAAAAGAUCUGCUUUUUGCAAAGCUGUUUGGGGACAAAAACCAGGAUAAUGAUCUGAAUGUUCGUUCCAAUGACACUGCCAGCUCAUCAGACAACUCAGAAGAUGUUUUUGAACGAAAAAAAGAUGAAGACAUGGAACAAUACGCAAACAGAAUCUACAACCAUGUGUUUGGACACAACAUUGAAAGCGCAUUAUCCAAUGAGGAAACAUGGAAAAACCGCAACAAACCUAGGCCUAUUUAUGUCAAAGAUGUUCUCACUGAUGAACCUCUUCAACAACUGAAUGGAAAUCUCGAAACUGAUAAUAAUAAUUUCUCCACUCUAUCUGCAAUGUCAUAUCUUGGUUUGAAAAAUCCUCAGGAUAUUUGGAGCCUUAAAGAAAAUUCUAGGGUUUUCUUUGCUGCUUUGAAAUUGUUCUUCUCCAAGAGGCACAAGGAGAUUGGGAACUUGAGUUUUGACAAGGAUGACCACAUGGCUGUGGAAUUUGUAACUGCUGCUGCAAAUAUUCGUGCAGCUUCUUUUGGGAUUCCCUUACAUAGUCUUUUUGAAGCCAAGGGUAUUGCUGGAAAUAUUGUGCAUGCAGUUGCCACUACAAAUGCUAUUAUUGCAGGUUUGAUUGUGAUAGAAGCAAUCAAAGUUUUGCAGAAUGAUGCAAAGAAUUGUAGAAUGACAUAUUGUCUUGAACAUCCUGCAAGAAAGAUGCUUCUUAUGCCUGUUGAGCCAUUUGAGCCGAAUAAAUCUUGCUAUGUUUGCUCAGAGACACCUUUAUUGCUGGAAGUGAAUACCAAACGUGCAAAACUGAGGGAUGUGGUGGAGAAAGUUGUGACAUCAAAACUUGGCAUGAAUCUGCCAUUAAUAUCUCAUGGGUUAAACCUUCUUUAUGAAGUUGGUGAUGAUUUGGAAGAAGACAUGGUUGCUAAUUAUGAAGCAAAUCUUGAAAAGGUGUUAUCCGAGCUUCCAUAUGCAAUAACUGGUGGAACAGUUAUUACAGUUGAGGAUCUUCAACAAGAGCUUGUAUGCAGUAUCAACAUCAAACAUAGGGAGGAAUUUGAUGAAGAGAAAGAACCGGAUGGAAUGGUGCUUCACGGAUGGACACAAGCUCCAGCCGUCGAAAAGAAGGAUGCAGCCGCCACAAAUGGCGCAAGUACAUCGACUACAUCAAACUCAGUUCCAAACAACUUGGAAGAUGACGAUGACCUAACUAUUCUAGAAUCCGGAGUCGAGACCAUUUCUUCCGGAAAGAAACGAAAGCUGUCUGACGUGUCAAAUCCAGAAGAAAAACGGGCCAAAAAGGUACCCGAACAAAUCGAUGAUGACAUUGUUAUGCUUGAUGACAUCAGCAAGGAAAAUGAAAAUUCAAGGUAAUUUUCAGUUAGAGAUUUGGAUUCUAAUUUUUAUAUCAUGAUGAUGGAUGGAGGAAUAUCAAAUAUGGCCCUUUUUGUUUAUCGGUGUAACAGGUAAAAAAGGUUUACAGUUUUUUUUUACUGUGGGUUGUUUUUACUUGUUCUCUGCGUUUGAAAAAUUAGGAAUUUUUUUUUUUUUAAAUUUAUUUUGGGUGUAAGUAGAAAACUGGAUAUGAAGAUGGUAACAAUAGGGACUUUUUUGCGUGAUUAAAUCCUGACCGUUGGUUAGUGGCUCUCGAUACUUGUGUUUCAAUGAACAAGAAGAGUAAAGAGACAGGGUAACAUAGGGUAGAAAAUGCAUUAUCUUGUUAAAAAAAGAUGUUACUUUGUUAUUAUACUGUGCAUGUAUUUUGUGGAAAAUAUUUCACACUGUUCGUUGCGUUGUGAAAA
Molecule: messenger RNA, 2554 nt
Organism: Lactuca sativa (garden lettuce)
Lineage: Eukaryota; Viridiplantae; Streptophyta; Magnoliopsida; Asterales; Asteraceae
Gene: SAE2
Product: SUMO-activating enzyme 2
Biological process (GO): protein sumoylation
Cellular component (GO): cytoplasm; SUMO activating enzyme complex
Molecular function (GO): SUMO activating enzyme activity
Source: RefSeq, a predicted model, not a curated record